Molecule: messenger RNA, 2207 nt
Organism: Protobothrops mucrosquamatus (brown spotted pit viper)
Lineage: Eukaryota; Metazoa; Chordata; Lepidosauria; Squamata; Viperidae
Gene: KLHL8
Product: kelch like family member 8
Exons: 9
Coding region: 100-1947 (615 amino acids)
Molecular function (GO): protein binding
Source: RefSeq, a predicted model, not a curated record
UACUCAAAUGGAUGUUAGCUGGUGUGCAUAAUACCGUAGGAUGUGUGCUGUGUCUUUUCAUGGGGACUAAAAGUACACUUGGAAAGAGAUAAACGGCUAAUGGCUUCUGACUCAAUGGUCCCAGAGCAAGGAAAACAUGUGGUGACGGGAAAAAGACAUCAAAAGCAUGAAAGGUCACCUUUGAACAGUGACGGGGAAGAAGACACAUUUAUAUUUGAAGCCAACGAAGCUUGGAAGGAUUUUCACAGCUCUCUUCUCCAUUUCUAUGAAGCUGGGGAGCUUUGUGAUGUGACGCUGAAGGUGGGUUCAAAGUUGAUUACCUGUCACAAGCUUGUCCUGGCUUGCGUUAUACCUUACUUCAGAGCCAUGUUUCUCUCUGAAAUGGCAGAAGCUAAACAAUCAUUGAUUGAAAUCAAAGAUUUUGACGGCGAUGCCAUUGAAGACUUGAUCAAGUUUGUGUAUUCAUCCCGACUAAUGCUGACAGUUGACAAUGUCCAGCCUCUCUUAUACGCUGCCUGCAUUCUCCAAGUGGAGAUAGUGGCCAAAGCUUGCUGUGAGUACAUGAAGCUGCAUUUUCAUCCUUCAAAUUGCCUGGCAGUGAGGGCCUUUGCAGAGAGUCACAACCGUGUCGACUUGAUGGACAUGGCUGACCACUAUGCCUGUGAACAUUUUGUUGAAGUGGUGGAAUGUGAAGACUUUGUGAGUGUAUCACCUCAGCACCUUCAUAAACUGUUGUCUUCAAGUGACCUGAGCAUUGAAAAUGAAAAGCAAGUUUAUUGUGCUGCCAUUAAAUGGCUUUUGGCCAAUCCCCAGCACCAUGCUUUAUGGUUAGAUGAAAUAGUUGCUCAGGUACGCCUGCCUCUAUUACCUGUUUGUUUCCUUAUGGGAGUUGUGGCAAAAGAAAAAAUAGUCAAGCAGAACUUAAAAUGCAGAGAUUUGUUAGAUGAAGCAAGAAACUACCAUCUUCAUUUAAGCAGUCAUACGGUACCAGAUUUUGAAUAUUCUAUUCGGACAACGCCAAGGAAACACACAGCAGGUGUCCUUUUCUGUGUUGGGGGACGUGGUGGAUCAGGCGACCCAUUUCGCAGUAUUGAAUGCUACUCAAUAAAUAAAAAUAGCUGGUUUUUUGGUCCUGAAAUGAACAGUAGAAGGAGGCAUGUAGGAGUAAUCUCUGUGGGAGGUAAAGUUUAUGCUGUGGGUGGGCAUGAUGGAAACGAACACCUAGGCAGCAUGGAAGUGUUUGAUCCUCUCACAAAUAAAUGGAUGAUGAAAGCAUCAAUGAAUACCAAAAGGAGAGGAAUUGCUCUUGCCUCCCUUGGAGGCCCCAUUUAUGCCAUUGGAGGCUUGGACGAUAACACUUGCUUCAGCGAGGUGGAAAGAUACGACAUGGAGUCCGACCAGUGGAGCGGAGUUGCAUCUAUGAACACCCCUCGGGGAGGGGUUGGCUCUGUAGCAAUUCUGAAUAAUGUAUAUGCUGUUGGUGGGAAUGAUGGUGUGGCUUCUCUCUCUAGUGUGGAGAAAUAUGAUCCUUACCUUGAUAAAUGGAUAGAAGUGAAGGAAAUGGGUCAGCGGAGAGCUGGCAAUGGGGUUAGUGAACUUCAUGGCUGUUUAUAUGUGGUAGGUGGUUUUGACGACAACUCUCCACUUAGCUCGGUUGAGAGAUUUGACCCUCGCACGAAUAAGUGGGAAUAUGUAGCAGAACUAACAACUCCUAGGGGUGGAGUUGGCAUAGCAACAUUAAUGGGCAAAAUUUUUGCUGUUGGAGGACAUAAUGGGAAUGCUUAUCUGAAUACAGUGGAAACCUUUGAUCCAGUAGCAAAUAGAUGGGAGCUUGUGGGCUCCGUGUCUCACUGCAGAGCUGGGGCAGGAGUGGCUGUGUGCGCUUGCCUGAGCAGUCAAAUCCGUGACAUAGGUCAAGGUUCCAGCAACGUGGUGGACUGCAUGUGAAUUUGGCUUGAAGUCUGCAACGAUUGCGAAAUGCUUUAAGCCAUCUUACUCUUGUACAAAGACUUUUGAAUGUUUAAAGCAAUAUAUGUAAAUAUACCAGGAUAGUUUUUGUACGAAAAUCUUGAGUGCUGUGGAAGUUUUAACAAUAUUUACUUACAAUAAACUUUGGGGGGAAAAAAUUAAAGAAGUAUUCAACGAAAAUAGAAGAUGCAUUCAAUGGUAGUUUAAAAUAUGUCCCUUUAUCUUCAUAGAAAAUUUGG